This is a messenger RNA of Phytomonas sp. EM1, 1070 nucleotides long. The record is from the annotation of a GenBank genome assembly. Lineage: Eukaryota; Euglenozoa; Kinetoplastea; Trypanosomatida; Trypanosomatidae.
GGGCAUUCGUGCGUAUCCAUACGCGCGUGCUUCUUUAUAUAGUGAUUGUGUGUGCAGUUGACAACGCUGCACUGGAAAGGAGUAAACAACAAAAUAUUUUGAAUCCACAUAAGCGCGUAGAAAUCAUUGUCUGACACGGGUAUUCGGCGGCUUCAUGGAUCGUAGGGCACAAGCUAGCGAAUGCGACCCUAACUCGGGUUACAUCCCAGCUACACCUCAGAACACGAGAGCCAUCACCUUCAACUGGGCUCGUGCCUGCUCUGCGUAUACUUUGUGUGGCCCUGUUGCGACGCAUCACGGAGGGGGCAAGUUCCCCUACCGCCCUGUGAUUGGUGACGUGUGCAUGAGCCCUAACACCGGUCGAUAUUGGCUUCAAUUGCGUGUUAACACAUCCGACUGUCGGAUAGGUUUUUGUACGACGUCUGCCUAUCCAAGUAAUCGUUCCCUUGAGGAGUGCGAGUUAGGUGAUUUGCCCGUGUCCCGUUCGAGUAAAAAAUCAAGCGGCAGUGUUAGCUCUCAAAAAGAUGAGUCCACUUCCUCACAUCAAACUAAGAAGGACUCAUUGUCAGACGCAACCACUGUAGCCUACGUAGACAUGCAGACAUCAAAUGUCUAUGUGAAUGGUGAGAAGAAGAAGCAGCUGUGGCGUACGUUUAUAGCAGGAAGCGGAGCCCUCUUCUCGUUUGUUGUGGAUACUAAAACCGGUAUGAUUCAGCUUUUUGUUGAUAAAAAAUACAUUGGGAUGGCUUUCGAUGCCUCUGCGAAGCUUAAGGGUAAAAGGUUAGUGCCGUGUGUGGGCAUUGGUGGCUUUGACAUGUCGAAUACAAGUAUGGGCAUGGGUAAACUUAGUGCAUCUGUCAGCCCAGCCUGUCCCUUCGACGCACUUUACUGAGCAAGACAUCUAGGUAGCUAGAGAGGUAAAAUAUAAUUAUUAUUUCAAGCGCUUCUUUUCUACAUCGUUGAUGCUUAUUUUGAAUUACAAUGUACAUUUAAAUCAACUUGUAAAGUAUAUAAGAUUGCUUACAUAAUUACGAGCUAAGAAUAGCGAAAAUAAAAGCACUCAUGGCAAA